Molecule: messenger RNA, 2572 nt
Organism: Doryrhamphus excisus (bluestripe pipefish)
Lineage: Eukaryota; Metazoa; Chordata; Actinopteri; Syngnathiformes; Syngnathidae
Source: RefSeq, a predicted model, not a curated record
GAAGGUCAGGGAUGAGAUUGGCACAAGUUGUGUGGGAGUGACAGACACCUAAACCAGAGGUGCACUGCAAAGAAAGGGCAGAAGGCGGCAGCAUGCAAAGCGACAACACAGAUCCUGACAAUCUAUUCAUUUUUUAUGCUGUGUACCCUCACUUUGCUUGCUGGAUAUGCUGGAAACUACACAUAAACAGCUCUUCACCGCCUCUCUUACCUGGGCCUUUCAGCAGCAGGCAACACCACCCAAGUACCAGUACCGCGACCCGGUGACUUCAGACCUCCUCCUGUGCGACCAGUGUCCUCCGGGCACGGCCGUGACGCGACACUGCACCGCUGACAUCCCAACAGAGUGCCAAGACUGCCCUGAGAGGCACUUUGCUGACAACUGGCACUGGGGGAACUCAUGUCAAUACUGCACCUUGGUGUGCAAAGAGAGACAGCUGGUGAAGCAGGAGUGCAAUAGCACUCAUGACAGAGUGUGUGAAUGCGCUGCAGGUUUCCACCUAGUGGUCGAGUUUUGCAUCACACACAGCUCCUGCCCACCUGGUUAUGGAGUGGCAGCCUUAGGUACACCGGUGAGCGACACUGUGUGCAAGCCAUGUCCUGCUGGUCAUUUUUCCAGCAGCCCCUCUUCGACAGAGCAAUGUCGACCUCACAGAAACUGCACAGAUGUGGGCAUGAAGAGAUUGAGAAAGGGAACGUCCACUUCAGACAGCAUUUGUGGGAGCCAGGACCAAAUUAUGGCAAUUGAUUGUGCUCAUCAACACACAUUGUGUCACACAGAUGUGUUCUUGUGUGAGGAGGCAGUUUUCCAGUCACUAGCCUCACUGCAGCUGUCCUCUGUGCCCCUGGAACGUUUGUUGGAGAGCCUGCCGGGUCGGAGGGUGGAUCGCAAGAACGUGGAGAGGUUGAAAAAGUCCUGUUUGCCACAGCAACAGGUCCUCCAACUGCUACGACUAUGGAGGCAACAGAACAAGGACCAAGAUAAGCAGUAUGGCAUAAUAAAAGGUGUGAACCACUGUGAGCGCAAAAUCUCCCGCUGCAACAGCCUGAAGAACCUGACAUUGGACGACCUCUUGGAGGUCACCAACAGUUUGCCAGGGGUUCAUGUUCAUCGGGAGGUUGUGUCAGCGGUGUUCGCGACUUGCCUUCCCAAGCAGUACAUCCUCCAGCUUCUCCACCUGUGGAAGAUCGCCAACUUUGACCUCGAUCUAGUCAAAGGUCUUUCUCACAGUCUGAGGGUACUGCGCAGCAAAGGGGCACCACGUUAUCUUCUAAAAGGCCUGAAGAAGAUUAACCGCAUCAUCGGCUACUCCUCCACUCGCAAGAUGUAUGAAAAGAUGUUUGUUAAUAUGCUUCAAGAUGAACUGUGUUUUAAAACUCUUAAGCCGUUCAACGAAUAAGAGCAACUACUUUUUAGGGAUGGGCACAUGACUAAAUCUUAAUUGGCUUUGCGGACAUUUUAUGCUCAAUUACAUUUAAUGUUAUGAGAUAAUGUCUCUCCGACUGUUCUGAACGCUAGUUUCAAUGCCUGUGUUGUAUUCAGCAGAAUUAGACUUGUACAAUGGCAACGGUCUACAUGCUACAGUGCUUCAGCAGCGCCUCUGGUUGUUGUAGCUGGGUACUGCACUCCAUUUUGCCUCAAUAGCUUCCAGUCAUGAUUCAUCAACAAUGAAUUCCACAGAACUGCCCAUCCCUCGCUUUUGUUCAUACUAAACUUCAAGGGAGAAUAACACUCAAGUUGGAAUAGAUGCACUCCGAUACCGUAGACAUUUACUGGCCAAAACAUUAGGUACACUUGAAACAUCAAAUGAGGUCGAGUACAUGGUGUAAAAUGAACGUUACAUUUGUGUAUUUCUGAUACAUCUCUUGUAUUGUUAUUAUGAUGUUGACAAAAGUCUAUUGUGCAGAUGCACCUAAAGUUGUAGAUUUAUGUGGAACAGAUACAGAUCUAUACACAUAAAGAACAUCCCUUACUUCAAUAAGCGGAACAUUCUGAAACAAAGGCAUGUUAUUCAGUAAUUAACCAGAUGAUUUUGAUUUUAAAAAAUAGUAAUUACAUUUUUGUGUCCUCCAGGCAGAGUAAUCUUUGGAAAAUAUUUCAUGGGAACUUUUUUGAGUCUGUGAAAAGUAAUAAACAAAACUAUUUAAGAUGUAAAUAGCACACUUUUAUGGAAAAUGGGCAAGCAAAUGUGUUAUUUUUAUUACUUUCUCACUAUUUGAGAGGAAGGAUUUGGUUUCAUUAUGAAAUCCAGGUAUGAGCUAUAUAAUUGUGUCUUGUUUUGUUGGUUUUGUCCACGACUGCUGGCAAGUAAAGUUCAUAGGAAUUUAGUGUUGUUAUUGUCAGCUUUCUGAAUGUAAAAUUGUGUUUCUAUUUAAAAGGGACUUUAACUUUCCAUUCUUUGUAAAGGCUUGCUUUUAUUGCUUUUUAAGAAAAACUGGAUCUUACAUGCUGCAAAAUCUUGAAGGGAGAUGUGUUUUAUAUACGUAUGUUUUUCUAUCAUUUUAUACAAAGAAGUGUCGGUUUCUUUAUUGUAUAUAUGCCUCGGGUAACACUAAUGUCUAAUGGUGUGUAC